CUCGCCGUCGACGACGUCAACGCCGACCGCACGGUGCUCGCGGGCACCAAGCUGAACUUGAUCACCCAGGACACCAACUGCAGCGGCUUUCUUGGAACCAUCGAUGAAUCUUCAGCUGAAACAAACAGGCCCUAACGCGUCCGGUGGUCAUUAUCUCAUUUCUUGAAAAAAAAAAGAUGUUUAGGACCUUUACCCUCCGACAACUUCAGCAUAAGCAUCACUGAUAGUGGCGCAGAGGCCAGCACAAUCUGACUUGUACAUCUGUUCCUGGCGUGGUGGGCCUUGUAAACUAUUGCAUAAGUACAAUCUGCAAGCCCUUAAAAAGGCCAAAGCGGUUGCCACUACUUCUACAGAAUGUGAGAAAUUACACGUUAUAGUAAGUAAUUAGUGCUAGUAGUUAGUAGCCUUGCUUAGUUGCUUUGGGAUCCUCUUUUUUUUUUGUGCAGUGCCCUGCCUUUUGGCACAUGUAGGAAGAAACAUGUCAGCUUCAUCCUUUUUUAUUCCUAAUGAUUCAUUUACUAGUUUCUGGUAUAGUUUUGUAGUUUAUUAUUGUUGCCUUUCUAUUUGAGAUUCCCCUCUUGGCUUAACCCAAGUGAAGGAGCUGAAUGUUGACUACCACGGAAUAUUCAGGUCAAGUUUUGUUUUUGACGAAAGGAAACAGUGCCCUUACAUGUUCACUAGGCAAAUUGGCGCGCCUACGUCGCGCCUGUUUUUUGUUGCACAAAGCAUGACAAAAAGAGACUAAAAAAUUAGGUUCACCAAUUUUAGGCAUCUCAAUAUUUAUUUAUGAAUUUAUCAAUAUUUAACAGAUUCAUUUAAUUAUAGGAAAAACAGUGGUACUUUCAUGUAUGCACAUAAUUUUAACAUAUAGACGACAGUAAUACGAACCUAACUAAAUUUGUUUCAUAUUUUUUUGAGUGUUAGAUAUUUUCCUAUGCAUUUUAGAUUAUUUCAGCCGAUUUAUCGAUAUAACUAUUAUUACUUUCGCUAAUUUUCUGGAAUUUUGCAAAAAAACAUUAUGGGUACAUACACAUAUGUAUACAUGCACAUAUAUGCAUGUGCAUACAUAUCCGUAUAUAUGUACGUACACAUGUGUGGGACCCACAUGAAUACUAUCUACAGUACCUUAUCCCCCUAGAAUUGCUCCGAAUCUUGGUCCUUUAAUAUAUGUAAUAGAUUAGAAAAGAAUAUACAAUUCAAGUGUAUUAUUGGUUUAGUGUCUUAGUCCGAGCUUAGGUCAAGGUGCCCCUCUUGGCCCAUUUUAUAUCCUUCACUUUUAGUUUAGUGCAAUAAUUGCUUGGCUCGUAUCUAAUGAGAUGAGUUGUUUAAAUUGGAAAUGGAGAGAACAACUGUUUUGUUAAGCUUAUGAUGACAUGGCCCUUUCUUAAAGAUUCUGCAAACCUGAUUGUCCUGGCAAUAGAAGAGAAACAGACAAAAAGCAUACUGGUACUGUGGUACACCACAAAUGGCAUAACUUAUGAAUUUGAGUUUGACGGUAGCUGCUGGUAUUACGUAUGUUGCAAGAAACAUAUGUGUCAACUGUUAGGGAGCAUCCAGUUUUCACUUUCUUCUCAUGCAAGAUUCCCUUUUCUUUUUGUGCCAUGUUUGAGCACCAGGAUAAAGUCUAUAAACAGGUUUAUUUGAGACUUCUCAGCUUUGUUUGAAGCACAACUAGUUUUCCUGUUUUUGUCAGACAAUAAAGUUUGCUUAAAGUGCAUCAGGUUUUGGGAAAAAAUUGGUAGGAUCUCAUAGCCGUGAGCAGAAAAUCUGUUACCUGUUAUCUUUCCUUGGCUUGUGAGACGUCAAAAUUAGGUUCAAUUCGUCAACUGUCACUGCUACUCACUUUGAUGGUGCGUGAACUGAUUCAUAGAAGCCUUACUUGGUUGCAGCAUUGCAGCUAAUGGAGAAAAAUGUAGUUGCUGUUAUUGGCCCACAAUCCUCUGGGAUAGGCCAUGUCAUCUCCCAUGUUGUUAAUGAGCUACAUGUUCCUCUUCUAUCAUUUGCGGCCACGGACCCAACUCUUUUUGCAUCCGAGUAUCCUUACUUCUUAAGGACAACAAUAAGUGACUACUUCCAAAUGAAUGCUGUUGCUAGCAUUGUUGAUUACUAUCAAUGGAAAGAGGUGACUGCUAUAUUCGUUGAUGAUGAUUAUGGGCGAGGUGGUGUGUCGGCCCUCGGAGAUGCACUUGCAGCAAAGAGGGCAAGGAUUUCAUAUAAAGCAGCUCUUCCUCCGAAUUCAAAUACAGACGUGAUCACUGAUGUACUGUUUACAGCAAACAUGAUGGAAUCAAGGGUCAUGGUUGUGCAUGUCAAUCCUGACACAGGGAUGAGUAUAUUUUCUGUGGCUAACAAGCUCCAGAUGAUGGCCAGUGGCUAUGUCUGGAUAGUAACUGAUUGGCUAGCUGCUGUCCUGGAUUCCUUAGGUCCCAGAGAUAUUAAUGUUAUGAAUCAUAUACAAGGACUAAUUGUUCUUCGGCAGCACACUCCUGAAUCUGAUACUAAGAAUAAGUUCAUAUCUAAAUGGAAUAACGUGGCUCGUAACAGAAGUAUUACUUCUGGCUUGAACUCAUAUGGUUUUUAUGCUUAUGAUUCAGUUUGGGCUGUUGCUCGUGCUAUCGAUCAAUUUCUCAAUAGUGGACAACAGAUCAACUUCUCUGCAGAUCCAAGGUUGCAAGAUUCAAAUGGCAGCACUUUGCAUCUAUCAACUCUCAAGAUAUUUGAUGGUGGUGAGCAGAUGCUACAGCAACUUCUGCUCACAAACUUUACAGGCCUAACAGGCCCAGUUCAGUUUGACUCAGACCGCAAUUUGGUACGCCCAGCGUAUGAUAUCCUUAAUGUUGGUGGCUCUGGCUCCCGCUUGAUUGGAUAUUGGUCUAAUUACUCAGGCCUUUCUGUUGCUGCUCCUGAAAUUUUGUAUCAGAAGCAAUCAGAUACAUCUACAAGUGCCCAGCGGCUGUACAAUGUGGUAUGGCCAGGUGACUCCACAACUACGCCUAGGGGUUGGGUUUUCCCAAACAAUGGCCAGCCUCUGAGAGUUGGUGUUCCAAUCAAAGCAAGCUUUAAGGAAUUAGUGUCAGGUAGCAGAGGCUCUGAUAAUGUGACCGGUUAUUGCAUUGAUAUAUUCAACGCAGCGAUUAAACUGCUUCCUUACCCAGUUCCUUGUCAAUUCAUACCGAUUGGGGAUGGUAGAAAGAACCCUAAGUAUGGUGAUAUUGUUAAUAUGGUUGCUGCCAAUUCCCUUGAUGCAGCUGUAGGCGACUUUGCUAUAGUGAGAAAUAAGACAAAGAUCGUAGGAUUCACACAGCCUUAUACCGAGUCAGGGCUUGUGAUAGUGGCGCCGGUGAAACAAGCAACUUCAAGUGCAUGGGCUUUCCUUAAACCUUUCACAUUGCAGAUGUGGUGUGUAACAGGUGCUCUUUUUAUUUUUGUGGGGAUAGUUGUUUGGAUUCUUGAACAUCGGAUUAAUGAAGAAUUUCGAGGUUCUCCACGACGCCAAGUCAUAACAAUAUUUUGGUUCAGCUUCUCGACAAUGUUCUUUUCACACAGACAAAACACUGUAAGCGCACUUGGGCGGUUCGUGUUGAUCAUAUGGUUGUUCGUUGUGCUGAUCAUCAAUUCAAGUUAUACUGCUAGCUUGACAUCAAUCCUCACAGUCCAACAGCUCGCAACAGGAAUAACAGGACUCGACAAUUUGAUUUCUAGUGCUUUACCUAUUGGAUACCAGGCUGGAAAAUUUACCAGAAGUUACCUGAUUGAAGAACUCAAUAUUCCUGACUCUCGAUUGGUACCACUAAAUACGAUCCAGGAAUAUGCUGAUGCCCUUAACCGUGGACCAAAAGGCGGCGGUGUUGCUGCAAUUGUUGAUGAGAUGCCAUAUGUUGAGAUCUUUCUGACAUAUUACUGCAAUUUCAGAAUAGUGGGACAGGAGUUCACAAAGGAGGGAUGGGGCUUUGCAUUCCAGAGAGACUCCCCUCUUGCUGCAGACUUAUCUACGGCAAUCCUUCAACUUUCAGAGAGUGGACAACUUCAGAGGAUCCAUGACGAGUGGUUCUCACGGCCUAGUUGCGCCUCUGAUGAUAGUGAAGUGGGAGGAACCAGGCUUGGCCUCGGAAGCUUUUGGGGCCUUUUUCUCGUGUGUGCUCUGAUAUGUGUCUUUGCUCUCGUGGUGUUCUUUAUAAGAGUCUGCUGGCAGUACAGCCAAUACUCCAGUUCUGAAGCUGCUGGUGAGCCCAGUGCAGCCGAUGCUGAUGCUGCUGCUGCUGCCGCUGUCGCUGCUGCUGUAAAAAGACAGCGGAGGCCAACAUGCCUUGGCAGCUUCAAAGAGCUGAUACAGUUUGUUGACAAGAAGGAGAAAGAAGUUAGGCGAACAAUGAAACGAAGAUCAAGCGAGAAAGAUAACCAAGCUGCAGGAUCCUCAGAUGCUCAGUCGGUGGCUUCAGCGGAGAACAUUCGUCCAGACUUCAGUCCUUGCGAUGGCAAAGCAGGGAAGUACAUUAUCAAGAUAACACAUUGAAUCAGGUUCUCUACGGAAAGAAACAAAAUUGCUGUAGAUAGUGUUGAUAUACUUUUAGUUGGAUGAUCUAAGAAUCCGUAUUUUUCAUCAGGAUCAUUAGAAUUCUCUUUUGUCUCGCAUAUACACGGUUUGUAUUCAACAAUGUUUUUCGGCAAUCAACAAUAUUUCAAGC
Molecule: messenger RNA, 4685 nt
Organism: Phragmites australis (common reed)
Lineage: Eukaryota; Viridiplantae; Streptophyta; Magnoliopsida; Poales; Poaceae
Product: glutamate receptor 3.5-like
Exons: 6
Coding region: 1901-4513 (870 amino acids)
Biological process (GO): G protein-coupled receptor signaling pathway
Cellular component (GO): plasma membrane
Molecular function (GO): G protein-coupled receptor activity; ligand-gated monoatomic ion channel activity
Source: RefSeq, a predicted model, not a curated record